AAAAAUUAGUUCUUAAAAACUAUACACCCCUUGAGUUUGCUCCUGGCCACAAUAAAUACUUCUACACGCACUUUUCAAAAGCUGAGUAGCAGGAUGAGCGUGACGAGCCUCAUCUCCCUAGCAAACCAAGAACAAAAGCCAUCCAUCCGUUUUGCUCCGUAGAGCGAGAGCGAGACAGACGGUUGGGGAAGAGUCAGGCGAGCCAGCAGCAGCAGCUUGCUCUGCCGACGUUACAAUUCCGGGAAUGCGGGAGGGCGUGCUCGAUAGAUUUCAGGGGCCGGAGCUCGAGUAAACCACGAGAAAAGAUAGUGGCUGAGAUUUCUCGCGGCGCUCGCCGCGAGAGCGACCCCCACAGGUCGCCGCCCCUCCGCGGCCCGCGCAGCGCACAGCAUACAGUCAGCACACGCAGCAGCUGCCACCACAGCGAACAGCAAAGCACCUCCGACUCGGAGUCGCGGCGAGAGCCGAGAACCUUCUCAUUCAUCUUCCUCUUCUAUCCAUCCUGCCUGCCUGCUUGCCUCCGUAUUCCAGCUAGAUCUCCGGGCAGCCGAUUGACCGAGAAGUUUGUGGUUGUGGCGGCGGCGGAGAGGGAAACGGGGAGCGGGAGGGCGGCGCGGAUGCCACUGCUGCGCCGGCGCCGGCGGGGCCGGUGAUGCCCGCCGUGGCGGUCGCUUGAGGCCGCCGUGCGUGGGAGGUGGACGGGGGAGCGAGGCGGUGCGGACCGAGGUUGCGUUGGGUUGGAUUCGAUUGGGCUGCGUCUGCUGAGAACAGUGGCCCAGGCUCUUGGAGGACAGCAAUGGAUCAGUGACAUCUUGACACUUCUUUCCUGGACGGGGAUCCGACAAUUUUUGCUGAUUUGGGAUGAUGUAAGCAAUAUUGUGUUAACACAGGAGGCGGAUAUUCACACCUGGCUGCAUACUUCCUCUGAGUAAGGACAAUUGGAUCAAUUUAAGUAGGUCUGGGCACACAAAUUUGAACUAUUAACGCAUUGGGAGUGCUUGUGUGUUAGAGGUCUAGGAGGAGCUAUGAGGUACUACUUCCGUCAGGUCCAGCGUUUGGUUGGAGAUAUGGAAGGAGGAGCUCUCUUGUUUAUAGAUGACCUCAACUCCAAGUGACAAAGUGAACAGCUGUUGAACUUCCCGUCUAUUUCUGUUUCUUUUUGCUGGAUUUGGAGAUGGAGGUGAAUUCCUCUGGUGAGGAAACGGUGAUAAAGGUAAGGAAGCCAUACACAAUAACCAAGCAGCGGGAGCGGUGGACAGAGGCUGAGCACAAACGGUUCCUUGAAGCCUUGAAACUUUAUGGCAGAGCAUGGCAGCGCAUAGAAGAGCAUGUUGGGACAAAGACGGCCGUGCAGAUCAGAAGUCACGCUCAAAAGUUCUUCACCAAGUUUGAGCUGGGAAGAGAUGGAUGAGUGGGGGGAAAAUCCAUCCUUCAAUCUCCACUCAAGUGAAGCAAAUGUUGGAAUUUGGAGCAGGCAUUCUAGCUGUCACUAAUCCACUAUGCUAAUUUGGAAAAGGAAGCUAUUAACAAUGGUACUUCUCCGGGGCAAGCCCAUGACAUUGACAUACCGCCACCACGGCCUAAAAGAAAGGCUAACAGUCCAUAUCCUCGAAAAAGUGGUCUCAGCUCUGAGACACCAACCAAAGAACUUCCAAGUGACAAGUCAACAAAACCAAAUAUGCCCUUGAGCAAUGAGAAUGUACUAAUGGCAGGUGAUGCAUCUCUUCAGAAAUUUCAAAGGAAGGAGUUGUCUGGAAAAGAAAGUUGCUCGGAAGUUCUUAAUCUCUUCCGUGAUGCCCCAUCUCCAUCAUUUUCUUCAGUUAACAAAAGCUCUUCAAAUCAUGGUGCACCGAUUGAGGCAAGUAAAACAAAAAUCCGAGAUAUGACCAUUAUGGAAAAUAGUUCUCUUAACCCCAACAUGCAAGAGGAUGUAAAGGAAAUCAAUGAUCAGGAGAUGGAAAGGCUUAAUGGUACCCAAAUCAGCUCUAAAUGUGAACACUCUCAUGAGGGAUAUUUGGACAUCUCAAUGCAACAAAUGAAGCUAAAGCCAGAGUCUGUGGAGACAACAUAUGUGGACAAACAAACCGCAAGAGCUUCACACUCCCUAGCGGAGAGAACUGGGACAACUAGCAUUCCGGUCACUGCAACUGAAGAAACUCAUUCUGUUCUAACAAGUGAUCAAGUGGGAAUCAAUGGAAGCAUGAACCCAUCCAUCCAUCCAAUGUUUCCUGCAGAUCCAAAAUUUGAUAGCAGUGCCACACCACAGCCUUUUCCUCAUAAUUAUGCUGCCUUUGCUCCAAUGAUGCAGUGCAACUGCAACCAAGAUACCCACAGAUCAUUGGUCAACAUGUCAUCCACCUUCUCCAGCAUGCUUGUUUCCACGUUGUUGUCAAACCCUGCCAUCCAUGCAGCUGCCAGGCUCGCAGCAUCAUACUGGCCAGCAGCUGAAGGUAACACUCCGAUUGAUCCGAAUCAAGAAAAUCUUGCAGAUGGUGUUCAAGGAAGGAGCAUAGGGUCUCCUCCAAGCAUGGCUUCUAUUGUAGCAGCUACAGUUGCUGCAGCAUCUGCAUGGUGGGCAACACAAGGUCUUCUCCCUUUCUUCGCCCCACCCAUGGCUUUUUCAUUUGUGCCAGCUCCCAGUGCUGCCUUCCCCACAGUUGAUGUUCCACGACCUUCAGAGAAAGAUAGAGAUUGCCCAGCUGAAAAUGCACAGAAGGAAUGCCAAGAAGCUCGAAAACAGGGACAGUUUGAAGGUUUCAGAGUUGCCGCUUCUUCAGAGUAUGAUGGGAGUGGAAAAGGCGAGGUGUCUGUCCACACAGAGUUAAAGAUAUCUCCUGUCCAGAAUGCUGAUGCCACGUCUGCCGCAGGAGCUGACACGACUGAUGCAUUCAUGAAUAAGAAAAAGCAGGACCGCUCUUCAUGCGGUUCUAACACACCUUCAAGUAGUGAUGUAGAUGUGGACAAUGUCCCUGAGAAAGAGGGCAAUGGUAAUGAGAAGGCGAAGCAAGCCUCCUGCAGCAACUCUUCAGCUGGUGACACUAACCACCGCAGAUUUAGAAGCAGUGGAAGCACGAGUGAUUCAUGGAAGGAAGUUUCCGAAGAGGGUCGUCUGGCUUUCCAUGCGCUGUUCAGUAGAGAAAAGCUUCCGCAAAGCUUUUCUCCCCCACAAGCAGAAGGCUCGAAGGAAGUUGGCAAGGAGGAGGAAGAUGAAGUCACCACAGUGGCAGUUGACCUCAACAAGAGUACCACAAGCAUUGAUCAUGACCUCGACACAAUUGGUGAGCCAAGGGCUUCCUUUCCCAAUGAACUGUCGCCCCUGAAGCUGAAAUUGCGCCGAACAGGCUUCAAACCAUACAAGAGAUGUUCUGUGGAAGCGAAGGAGAAUAGGGUGCCGGCUAGCGACGAGGUUGGUACCAAGAGGAUUCGUCUUGAUAGUGAAGCAUCAACAUGAGCGAUUUCUACAUGGUUACCGCUCGGACUUCCUCUGCCGCCAUGAAGUUUAUGACAAAGUUGUAUUUACAUCUAAACUAGUAUAGGACUUAAAGACCUUGCAAUGCAAUGCUUCAUGAAACUGUUGUGUGCUGUAUUUUAGUACUUGUGAAGCAGCCCGGUAGACUGCUUUUAAACCUUUAUCUCGUAGACUCUGAUUUAAGCAUCAAGCAACUAUUGAACUUUAUAUUUUUGGCGGGAAGGAAAAUAAUUAUUUUUUGAUUUA
Zea mays is the source of this 3715-nucleotide messenger RNA. RefSeq lists its product as uncharacterized. Lineage: Eukaryota; Viridiplantae; Streptophyta; Magnoliopsida; Poales; Poaceae. The coding region runs from base 1679 to 3451 and encodes 590 amino acids. The record is from RefSeq and is a predicted model, not a curated record. The transcript has 11 exons. Gene Ontology annotation, molecular function: DNA binding.